Molecule: messenger RNA, 2638 nt
Organism: Rhinichthys klamathensis goyatoka
Lineage: Eukaryota; Metazoa; Chordata; Actinopteri; Cypriniformes; Leuciscidae
Gene: hmbox1a
Product: homeobox containing 1a
Exons: 9
Coding region: 252-1595 (447 amino acids)
Biological process (GO): positive regulation of DNA-templated transcription
Cellular component (GO): nucleus
Molecular function (GO): double-stranded telomeric DNA binding
Source: RefSeq, a predicted model, not a curated record
AUGAACUACAACUCCCAUGAAACCACCGCAGCGCUUCUGUUAAUAUCAAUAUGGCUUCUGUCAGUCAGACAAAGGCGAAUCAGUUUUUGCCUUGAAAUGAAAUCAAAUUAGGGAAAGGUAGCGGGAGAGUCGGACAUCGUCCUAUUUGGCUGGUUCAUGUCUGGCGACGGGGAUUACAAGGGACGGAAACACUGUCAGUUGAGUUGAAUAAAUGCUGUGGUGCACGGAGGCCCCGCACGCGCACAAUCAGAAUGUCCCAUUAUACAGAUGAGCCUCGUUUUACCAUUGAGCAGAUCGACUUGCUGCAGCGGCUACGUCGAAGCGGCAUGACAAAGCAAGAGAUCUUGCACGCCCUGGAAACCCUCGACCGGCUGGACCGCGAGCACGUGGAGAAGUUCGGCUACCGGCACGCCCAUGGCGGAAGCGCGACGGCCGUAGUCAACCACGGCAACAGCAGCAACGCCACCACCUCUUCCAACUCCUGCACUACCUCCACUAACAACCUCACAGCCUCUUCUUCAACGACCUCUACGGCCACACAGACCGGUUACCGCGGCAAUGGCCUCUCACCAUCUCCUAGCAACAGCUAUGACACCUCCCCGCCCCCGACGGUCCCCACCCCCAUGCCGGUAGUAGCACCCAUGGUCCAAAACGGACGGGACGGCCUUGCCGCUAUGCCUAACGGGAAGCUCUCCCCGCCCCGCUUCACUGUUAGCAACACCUCCUCGAGGGCCUUCGCGUUCGAGCAUCCGGAUGAGGAAGUGGACAUCGAUGACAGAGUCGAGGAGCUCAUGAGAAUGGACAGUGCUAUAAUUAAAGAAGAGAUUAAAGCAUUCUUGGGGAAUCGGCGAAUAUCACAGGCAGUAGUUGCCCAAGUUACAGGUAUCAGUCAGAGCCGGAUCUCUCAUUGGCUGCUCCAGCAGGGCUCAGACCUCAGCGAGCAGAAGAAAAGAGCCUUCUACCGCUGGUACCAACUAGAGAAAACUACACCUGGUGCAACACUAGCGAUGCGGCCCACCCCGAUGGCCCUGGAGGACAUUGUGGAGUGGCGUCAAACACCCCCUCCCAUUAGCAGCACCCAGGGCAGCUUCCGUCUGCGGCGUGGAAGCCGCUUCACCUGGAGGAAAGAGUGUCUGGCGGUCAUGGAGAGUUAUUUCAACGACAACCAGUACCCCGACGAAGCCAAACGAGAGGAAAUUGCCAACGCCUGCAAUGCAGUUAUUCAAAAACCAGGGAAGAAGCUUUCAGAUCUUGAGAGGGUCACGUCUCUGAAAGUUUACAACUGGUUUGCCAACAGACGGAAGGAAAUUAAGAGAAGAGCCAACAUAGAAGCAGCAAUCCUGGAGAGUCAUGGGAUUGAUGUCCAAAGCCCAGGAGGACAUUCCAACAGCGAUGAGAUCGAUGGAAAUGACUACGGUGAGCAAGUAGCUGCUGACCAAGUUUUGGGAAUGGACGACAACACCGGCCCAAUAGAACACCAGGACCCCAUAGCUUUGGCAGUGGAGAUGGCCGCUGUCAAUCACACCAUCCUGGCUCUGGCGAGGCAGGGAGGAGCUGCCAGUGACAUCAAGACAGAGGUGCUGGAUGACGAGUGAGAAUCUUCCCUUCGUCGUGGAGCGCGGGAGGGAAGCCGAAGGAGAAAUGUGGGGUUACGGAAGCAAAGCCACACAGUUGGUGCGUGAACUGGGAUUGAGGAAUAUGGCCAGGUCGUGGAUGACCAAAGUGAAUGCGGAGACUGUUAACCCAACAUUCCCUCCUUCCACCUCCCUCCUACAUGUGACGCCUCAAUAGUCUUUUCAUUAAUACCGUUUUCCUACGCGCAGCAGGUCGGGGAGGCGCUGCGUUUAAACUGUUGAUGGAACUUCAUGUGUCAUAUCACCCUGACAUAUCCCAUACUUGGAUAGUGAAUUUCGUCUCUCAGUUUUCCUUCUUUCAGGAAGUCUUCUUUGCAGGAUAUAAGAGGUCAGUAUCAUACUAAAUGUUCACUGCCUCAGCCUCUCCAGGGAAAGUGUGUUGGGAAGCAUAUUCUCUCUCACUUCUUAACUUAUUUCUUUAUCUACGUGCAGUCCAGCAUUGCUGAAGUUGCAUUUUGAACUUGUACACUUGUCACCAGGGUCCAAAAUUAACACUCGCCUACUACCAAAUGCGUACCAGCGGCUUUGCCGAGUAAAUAGAACAAACUUUCUGGGCAGUUGUUCAGAACUGUAACAUAGUUGGGAGAUGAUUAAAACUACAUGUGUGACCCACCCGUCCUGGCAAAAUGAGUCGGAAUGCGCACGGGCUAAUUACGAGCUACUGGCAAAACAAGUGAAAUAUGUACAUUUUGGUCGAAUUUGUGGUUUUCACAAAAAUGAGUUCAUUAAGCCUUCGUCUAGUGAUCCCAAUGCUCCAAAUAGCAAUUAAACAUCUAAAAUGAUCUUUAUUUGUAUGUUUUCUGAGAGGUGUACCUUCCUAAAUCUUUCCUUUGUUUUAAUAAUCCAUGAAAAAUUGUCGUUUUUCUCUGCUCACUUCUCGACUACUGGUGCUUCCCCUUAACACAAGUUUGGUAUCGUUGUAAAUGUAAUGCGCAGCAUUCCAACUUUGUGAAUAUUCAUAGCGAAUUCUCGAUGGCAUGAGUGAACCAAUGAAAUGUGAUUUU